UGUAGGCUUCUUGUACGCUUUUGUUCCCUCUAUCUUAAAACGCUUUUGCCAAGGUCAUAACCAGGACAGUGCGCUUGAUAGACACUAUGCUCAAGUUUAAGGGUUGCCAGCACUUUCGACAACGACUAGUAUGCUCAACAUUAUCUGGUCGCCCAAUUCGAAUUGAUGACAUACGCGCCGCCGACCCGGAGAGCCCAGGGCUGCGCGACUUUGAGGCGUCGUUCCUGCGUCUGCUGGAGAAGCUCACAAACGGCUGCGUGGUCGAAAUUAACGAGACGGGCACAUCCUUGCGCUACCGCCCAGGCGUAGUUGUGUGCGGGUCGGGGCUGAGCCACGACUGCGGGAGCUCCCGCAGCAUAGGGUAUUUUCUGGAGCCGCUGCUGAUACUAGGAUUGUACGGCAAGAAGCCGCUCUCCAUCACGCUACGCGGCAUCACCAACGACGGCACCGACCCAGGGGUCGAUACCUUCCGCACGGUGACGCUGCCGCUGCUGCGCAAGGCGCUGGGGCUGGAGGAUGGGCUGGAGCUGCGGGUGGUGUCGCGGGGGGCGGCGCCGGGGGGCGGUGGCGAGGUGGUGCUGCGAGUGCCCAUGGUGAAGCAGCUGGGGCCGGUCAAGAUGGAGGACGAGGGCAUGGUCAAGCGGAUACGUGGUGUGGCCUACAGCAUGAAGGUCUCGCCGCAGGUGACUAACCGCAUGGUAGAUGGCGCCCGCGGAGUGCUCAACGCGCUGCUGGCGGACGUGUACGUGUUCACGGACGCAACCAGCGGACUCAGCAGCGGCAAGAGUCCGGGUUACGGUAUCACGCUGGUCGCUGAGACCACCUCGGGCUGCCUGGUCAGCGCGGAGGCCUGCUGUGCGGCCAGGAGGAGGGAGGGAGAUGCCGAGGGUGCUGCUGCUGGGGGGGCUCUAGACGACUCGGAGCAGCAGGGCGGGCGGCAGCAGGUGCCGGAGGACGUGGGGGUGACGGCGGCACACAUGCUGCUGGAGGAGAUCCGGCGAGGCGGUGUGGUGGACGGCUCGCACCAGGGGCUCAUGCUGCUGCUGUGUGCACUGGGGCCAGAGGAGGCCAAUUCGUUGCGUCUGGGUCCCCUCACCCCCCACGCCGUACGCACGCUACGACACAUUCGCGACUUUUUCGGUGUCACCUUCAGCCUGCGGCCCGAGCGCUCCUCCAGCACCCUGUUUGCCACGUGUGUGGGUGCGAACGUGCGCAACGUGAGCAGGAGGGUGACGUAAGAGGGGGGUGGCGGGUAAGGGGGAAACUGAGGAGGGCGGGGAGAAGGUGUGUGUUGUUUAUGCGGAACACUGACACGGACUGGCUGUGCGUUGCGCGUGACAUUGUGACAUUGACCUUGCGUGUGAAAGGAGGGGAGCGUGGGGACAGCAUGGGAAGAGGCUGGGACACAUAACACAUGCGAUGCGCGGAACUGUUAAUCUUUCGCUGCUUUAAGUGCUUCGUUGACGAGGUUUGUAGUCGGUGCUACUGACAGGCCUAGAAAGCAGGGUAGGGAGGAUUGCGUCGAGUCAUGGGGCGAGCGGCGUUUUAUUGCGGGUGGUAAAGAGGAAAGGACCAGCUAGCCGUAUCGAGAGGGGGUGUGUGUGAUGGGGCAUGCCACUCAUUUGGUUCGUUUGUGGUGCGACCAGGUGUAUGGGUGGUAGAGUCCCUUUCUCCCCCGUUUAUAAGAUCAUAACUCCUUCCAGAUGGCGGCCAGGAGGUUGGACAGGUGUCGACAGGUGUUGUUGUCACCGGACAAGAAAAGUGGAAAGAGGGUGGCUUAAUCUGGCUGGUAGCAGCGGCAGCUGCCGUUCCCUCGCUUAUCUGUGCAAGGAGUCCGAUUCCUUGCAGCAAAAGACUGCAUUGCGUUGGCUGUGCGCUACUUUCUUAUGAAACGAACGAAUGCUGUACCCGUAGUGGGCGGGUCGAGGAGUGAGGGACGACUGUACGGAAACUGUACGGAUGUCCCUUAGCUUUGGGAGGACUUGUUGGCGGGUGUGCUGGGGCAAGCAUCUGCUGCCAGGCGUAGCUACAUCUCCUGCCUAGAUCUUGGUGAUAAGGAUCUCGGAUUCCGAAUGCUGUACAUGUUAUUAGCAAGCGGUUGUAAGAAACAAGGUUG
Molecule: messenger RNA, 2116 nt
Organism: Astrephomene gubernaculifera
Lineage: Eukaryota; Viridiplantae; Chlorophyta; Chlorophyceae; Chlamydomonadales; Astrephomenaceae
Source: the annotation of a GenBank genome assembly